Molecule: messenger RNA, 522 nt
Organism: Clavispora lusitaniae ATCC 42720
Lineage: Eukaryota; Fungi; Ascomycota; Pichiomycetes; Serinales; Metschnikowiaceae
Source: RefSeq, a predicted model, not a curated record
AUGAACAUUUUGGAACAGCUUUGCCUGGAAGCCCCUGAACAAGAAUCAAGCAUGUUGUCAAGGUAUUACGAGACAUUCAUUCCAGCUUUGGUGCAGCUUUCCAACAAGGAGGACAAUGAGUACAAUUCUAGAGCUUCUGCAUACGAAGCCUUGUCUUCCUUCGUGACUUAUAGUGCUAACGAUUGUAUGGGCAUUGUCAGCAACAUCGCUACAGAGGUUUUGAGCAGGUUGGAGGCAACCAUAGCCAUGCAACUGCAGGUUUUCAGCGUCGAAAGCAGAUCCGCUUUGGAAGAAUUACAAGUUAAUAUAUUGUCCUUGUUGACUGCUGUGAUCAGACGCUUGAGCUCUCAGGUACAAGGUGCAGCUGAUAAGUUGAUGACAAUGUUCAUCAAGUUGUUGGAAGCGCAACAGCCAAAUGCUUUGAUUGAAGAGGAUAUUUUCAUUGCUAUCUCUGCUGUCUGCAGUGCAGUUGGCCCCGAGUUCUUGAAGUACAUGGAUCUGUUUAUUCGCAUACUUGACUAA